AAUAAAGCUUAGCAAAAUAAAGCUUAGCAGAGCAAAGCAUAAACCUCAAAAGAACAUGACCUAAUACAGUAAUAUACGAUCUUAAGACAUGUACCACUACCACACUUUAUGCAAUAAUACUGGAUUUUAAGACUAACUAAUAAAAAAAGCAAUAUAAAAAGCUUUGGGCUCUCCAAAUUAUUCCCUUGACUGUCCCACAUUCCAUUUUCUCUCUCCUCCAAAAUCUUCCAUUUUGGCCCUUCUCAACUAAGAUCUCUGCUGCAGUCACUCUCUCACUCUUCUUUCUUUUGUUCUUCCUCGUUUCUUUUCCUUUAAUUAGAACAACUUCCCCAAAAAAAAUUAGUGAAAAAUCUACUACCUUGUUUGUUAGCUUCUUGUUUAGGAGUAUUUAUCAAUACAUUCUCAUUUUCCCCUUUUUGUUUGUGUUUUUUUUGCUUUAAACUCAAGUGCCCUUCAAUUUUAGGGCAAUAUACCCUUAAAAAUCAAACCAUGUAUUCUCCCAAUUGGGUACAUUUGCUUCAUCUUUGAUCUAUCUUACCCUUCCUUUAUUCUGGCAUUUUAACCCAGAAAGAUUGAAUCUUUACCUUCAAAAAUAGCCAAAAAAAAUAAAAUAAAAAAUGGUAGUGAAAAUUUUGCUGUUGUUUCUGCUGCUAAUAAUACCCUCUGUUGUGCUGUGUUUGGAUGCAUUGAAUGAUGAUGUUCUUGGGUUAAUAGUUUUUAAGGCAGGUCUUCAAGACCCAGAAUCAAAGUUAUUGUCUUGGAAUGAAAGUGAUGAUAGUCCUUGUAAAUGGGGUGGUAUUAAAUGUGAUCCUGCUACUAACAGGGUUACUCAGCUUAAUCUUGAUAAUUUUUCACUUUCUGGUCAGAUUAGCCGAGGUCUUUUGCGACUUCAAUCCCUUCAAAUAAUCUCUCUUGCUAAUAAUAAUCUUUCUGGGAGUGUUAAUCCUGAGUUUGCUCAUCUUUGGGGCUUGCAAUCUAUUGAUUUGAGUGGAAAUAAUUUAUCUGGGUUUAUUCCUAGUGAGCUUUUUGAACAAUGUGGGUCUUUAAAGUCUGUUUCUUUUGCUAAUAAUGGGUUAUCUGGUGUAUUACCAGAAUCUUUGAGCUCCUGUAUGACAUUACAGUCUGUUAACCUGUCGUCGAAUCGAAUUUCGGGUAAUCUGCCUGAAAAGAUUUGGUCUUUGAAUGGAUUGCAGUCUCUUGAUUUGUCUGAUAAUCUGUUGGAAGGUGAAAUUCCUCAAGGUUUUGGAGGAAUGUACAGUUUGAGGGUGAUUAGUCUGAGGAAGAAUGCAUUUUCUGGGGUUUUACCAGAAGAUAUUGGGAGCUGUUUACAGUUGCAGUCGGUUAAUUUUGGUGAAAAUUCAUUUUCUGGGGUGAUUCCAGAAUCAUUGCAGAAGCUUAAUAUGUGUAGUUCAGUAAGUUUGAAUGGAAAUUUACUGAGUGGGGAAGUUCCUGAUUGGAUUGGGCAUAUGCAAAGCCUUGAAAGUCUGGAUCUUUCGACGAAUCGAUUCUUUGGAAGAAUCCCUUUUACUUUAGGGAACAUUAGAUCAUUGAAGGAAUUGAAUUUAUCCUCUAAUGGAAUCACAGGUGGAUUGCCUCAAUCUCUGAUGAACUGUGAUAAUCUUCUGGCUCUUGAUGUUAGUAAGAAUUUGUUAAAAGGGAAAAUGCCUAACUGGAUUUUUGAGAUGGGUUUACAGAAAUUCUCAUUGUCUAGGAAUAAAUUCAAAGGAAUGAUUGAAUUUCCUUCUCUAAGAACAAAUGCAUUGUCUUAUCAGAGCCUUCAGGUUCUGGACUUAUCUUCGAACGAGUUAUCCGGUGUGAUUCCAUCUGAGAUAAAUGCUUAUAGAGGCUUAAAGUUUCUGGAUAUGUCUGGCAAUUUGUUAAUAGGCUCAAUUCCAAGUACUGUGGGUGACUUGAAUAUGGUUCAAGUUAUUGACUUGAGUUACAAUAUGUUAAAUGGAAGCAUCCCUUCGGAAAUUGGAGGUGCAAUCGCGCUUAGAGAGCUUAGGCUUGGAGGGAACCGCUUAACCGGGCAUAUCCCACCUCAGAUUGAGAACUGCUCAUCCUUGACAGCAUUAGUCCUGUCAAAGAACAAUCUCACAGGUCCUGUACCUCCUACAAUAGCAAAAUUGACCAACCUUGAGAUUGCUGAUUUGUCCUAUAACAAUCUCUCUGGCAACUUACCAAAAGAACUUACUGAUCUUUCCCACUUAACUGUCUUCAACGUUUCGAACAACAACCUUGAAGGGGAACUUCCUGCGGGUGGCUUCUUUGAUUCCAUUCCUCUCACAUCAGUAUACGGAAAUCCAUCCCUGUGUGGAUCAGUUGUUAAUCAGUCUUGCCCUGCAGUCCACCCUAAGCCUAUUGUCCUCAACCCGAAUCCAUCAACUAAUUCUGAUGAUGACUCUUUCCCUUCGAAUUCCCAUCACAAGAAGCUUAUGCUCAGUGUCUCAGCUUUAAUUGCCAUUGGUGCUGCUGCUUUUAUCUUCCUUGGUGUGGUGAUCAUCUCUCUCCUCAACCUUCAUGUCCGAAAUUCUUCUCACCAAUUGGCGGCCCCCAUGGAAUUCUCUGGCAAAGAUGAGUUCAGUGGUUCUCCAAUGAGUGAUUCCCAAUAUGGAAAACUAGUCAUGUUCUCUGGUGAAGCUGAUUUUGGAUCGGGGGCUCAUGCUCUCCUGAACAAGGACUCUGAGCUAGGUCGUGGAGGGUUCGGAGUGGUUUACCAUACGGUUCUAGGGGAUGGGCGCUCAGCUGCAAUCAAGAAGCUCAACAUCUCAAGUUUAAUCAAGUCUCAAGAAGAGUUCGAGAGGGAGGUCAAGAAGCUAGGCAAAGUGAGGCACCAUAAUCUUGUGGCGCUAGAAGGGUAUUACUGGACCCCUUCUUUGCAACUCCUGAUCAACGAGUAUGUUCCAGGUGGGAGUUUGUUUAAGCACCUCCACGAAGAUCCUAGCCGAACAUCUCUCUCAUGGCACCAAAGGUUCAAUAUAGUUGUUGGGUUGGCGAAGGGUUUAGACCAUCUGCAUAAAAUGAACAUAGUUCACUAUAAUCUCAAAUCCUCAAAUAUUCUGAUUGACAACUCCGACGAAGCUAAGGUUGGAGACUUUGGGUUAGCAAGAUUGUUGCCUAUGCUAGACCGUUACAUAUUGAGCAGCAAGAUUCAGAGUGCACUCGGGUACAUGGCACCUGAAUUUGCCUGUAAAACUGUCAAGAUAACAGAGAAGUGUGAUGUUUAUGGUUUUGGAAUAUUAGUCCUUGAAGUUGUAACUGGAAGAAAGCCAGUAGAAUACAUGGAAGAUGAUGUUGUUGUGCUUGCUGAGAUGGUUAGAGGAGCACUCGAGGAGGGAAAGGCAGAGGACUGUAUCGAUCAGAGACUUCAAGGGAAUUUUGUCGCAGAAGAGGUUGUUCCAGUGAUUAAGCUUGGUUUGAUAUGUGCGUCCCAAGUUCCAUCAAAUCGGCCAGACAUGGCAGAAGUGGUUAACAUUUUGGAACUCAUCCAAUGCCCUUCAGAAGGAAGAGAUGAGGAGAUCGAACAGGUUUAGGUUAGUCUUAUACCACAUUAAGAGGAAUGUAUAUGGUGGCUUUGAAGCGACAAAAAGGUCAAAUUAGUUAUAUUUUGGUUUGUGAAGCAACAGGAAGAAGAGGGUAUAUAGAAAAUGUCAUUUCCCUUUCAACAUCUUUUGUCAAUUGUUUAUUUGGCAUAUUUGUUUGAUGUAAUCCUUUUUGGUGUGUUUGGCACCACAUAUAGCGGUUUUUUGAGUAUCGUUCUGUAUACAGCAUACUCAAAUUUUGGCUGUGUUCAUUGCAAA
Molecule: messenger RNA, 3800 nt
Organism: Chenopodium quinoa (quinoa)
Lineage: Eukaryota; Viridiplantae; Streptophyta; Magnoliopsida; Caryophyllales; Amaranthaceae
Product: probable LRR receptor-like serine/threonine-protein kinase IRK
Exons: 2
Coding region: 618-3533 (971 amino acids)
Biological process (GO): protein phosphorylation
Molecular function (GO): receptor serine/threonine kinase binding; protein kinase activity; ATP binding
Source: RefSeq, a predicted model, not a curated record